This is a messenger RNA of Anolis sagrei ordinatus, 4280 nucleotides long. Lineage: Eukaryota; Metazoa; Chordata; Lepidosauria; Squamata; Anolidae. The record is from RefSeq and is a predicted model, not a curated record.
GCUGAAGUUGCAGUCUUUGACAUGGCCACAGCUUCUCCACGGCCUGGAAGCAGUAAUAACUAUAAUGGAAGAUUACAAAUGCAAGUAACUAUUUGUAGUGCCAAACUGAAAAGAAAAAAGAACUGGUUUGGUGGAACUGCCAUCUAUACAGAAGUAGUAGCAGAUAGUGAAAUUAAGAAAACAUCUAAAUCCAACAGUUCCUCAAAUCCAAAAUGGGAUGAACAACUGACUGUGAAUGUGACUCCACAGACCACUUUGGAAUUUAGAGUUUGGAGCCAUCAUACUUUAAAAGCUGAUGCUUUAUUAGGAAAAGCCACUGUAGAUCUUAGACAAGCUUUGGAAAUACAUAAUAGAAGAUUAGAAGGAGUCAAAGAACAGCUGAAACUCUCAUUGGAAAAUAAAAAUGGCUUGGUACAAACAGGAGAAUUGAUAGUAGUGCUUGAUGGUUUGGUGCUUGAACCAGAAUCUCUUACAAACCACAAUUCACUAGUAACCAUAGAAGUCCAGCAAAAUGGUGAUGCUUUGCAUGAAAACAGAGAAACAUCUGCAAGAACCACUUCCAGCAGAAUAGACAAUCAAACAUCAUCAAGUUCCGUAGUACAGACCUCGUUCCCUAUACAUGCAGUAAAUGGAGGCAGUGGAGAUAAUACACCAUCUCCUUCUCAUAUUGCAAUUAGACCCAAAAAUACACCAUCACCAAAACCACUAACAAGUGAGCCUGACAGCAAUAUUGUUGAUUGUGACUCAUCUAUGAUGGAAGCUGAUACUAAUUCAGUCUCUGAAACUCCUAUGGAUUCUACAGAAGCACCCAUGUCUGUAGACUGUAGUACUACUAUUUCUGCUAACAUUGAACCUCCUUUAGGAACGGAAGCUACUAUUAGUAACUCUGAAAACAGCACUUCUACAGCUCCCACCAAUGUAUCUCCUGGCCUUGAAACUGUUGCUCCUACAGAUUCUUCAUCUUCUAGUGCCCAAAACAAUGCAACUACAGAAGCAGCAAAACCAAGAGAAUCCUCAAGUAUGUCUGGGGAACCUGUAAGGCAACAACAGCCUGGUACUAACAGCAUAGAGCCUUUGCCCCCAGGAUGGGAGCAGAGAAAGGAUCCUCAUGGUAGAACCUAUUAUGUUGAUCACAAUACAAGAACGACAACAUGGGAAAGGCCCCAGCCUCUACCACCAGGGUGGGAAAGGAGAGUUGAUGAUCGUGGACGGGUUUAUUAUGUGGACCAUAAUACACGAACAACAACAUGGCAACGACCAACAAUGGAAUCAGUCAGGAACUUUGAACAAUGGCAAUCUCAGCGAAACCAGUUGCAGGGAGCUAUGCAACAAUUUAACCAACGAUACCUCUAUUCGGCUUCAAUGCUAACCGCUGAAAAUGAUCCACUUGGUCCCUUACCACCAGGCUGGGAAAGGAGAGUAGAUUCAAAUGAUAGAGUGUAUUUUGUAAAUCACAACACAAAGACGACACAAUGGGAAGAUCCACGGACACAAGGCUUGCAAAAUGAAGACCCCCUUCCUGAGGGCUGGGAAAUCAGAUACACCAGGGAAGGUGUGCGAUAUUUUGUUGACCAUAAUACGCGAACAACUACCUUCAAUGACCCUCGCACCGGUAAAUCGUCUGUAAAUAAAGGUCCACAGAUUGCUUACGAACGCAGCUUUAGGUGGAAAUUAGCUCAUUUCCGUUAUUUGUGUCAGUCAAAUGCUCUGCCUAGCCACGUGAAGAUCAAUGUAUCCAGACAAACUUUGUUUGAAGAUUCUUUCCAGCAGAUUAUGGCUUUAAAACCCUAUGAUUUAAGGAGAAGGUUGUAUGUCAUAUUCAGAGGAGAGGAAGGAUUGGAUUACGGUGGCUUAGCCAGAGAAUGGUUCUUCUUGCUUUCCCAUGAAGUGCUGAAUCCUAUGUACUGCCUGUUUGAAUACGCUGGAAAGAGCAACUACUGCCUUCAGAUAAACCCAGCAUCAACAAUAAAUCCAGAUCAUCUCUCAUAUUUCUGUUUCAUUGGACGGUUUAUUGCUAUGGCUUUGUUUCAUGGCAAAUUCAUUGAUACUGGGUUUUCCCUGCCAUUCUACAAGCGUAUGCUAAAUAAGAAACUCACAAUAAAGGAUUUGGAAUCUAUUGAUACUGAAUUUUAUAAUUCCCUAAUUUGGAUAAGGGACAACAAUAUUGAAGAGUGCAACUUAGAAAUGUACUUCUGCGUUGACAUGGAACUACUAGGGAAAGUUACCUCCCAUGAGCUGAAGUCAGGAGGCUCAAACUUACUUGUAACUGAAGAGAAUAAAGAAGAGUACAUUGGCCUAAUGGCAGAAUGGCGGUUUUCACGAGGAGUACAAGAACAAACCAAAGCUUUCCUAGAUGGAUUUAAUGAAGUUGUUCCCCUUCAGUGGCUACAAUAUUUUGAUGAAAAGGAGUUGGAGGUUAUGCUCUGUGGCAUGCAAGAAGUUGACUUGGCAGACUGGCAAAGAAAUACUGUUUAUCGUCAUUACACAAGAAACAGCAAACAAAUAAUGUGGUUCUGGCAGUUUAUAAAAGAAGCUGACAAUGAAGUCCGUAUGCGAUUGAUGCAGUUUGUCACCGGGACUUGCCGACUACCACUGGGAGGAUUUGCUGAACUCAUGGGGAGCAAUGGUCCUCAGAAAUUCUGCGUUGAAAAAGUUGGCAAGGAAACCUGGCUACCAAGAAGUCACACAUGUUUUAAUCGUUUGGAUUUACCGCCUUAUAAAAGCUAUGAACAGCUAAAAGAAAAGCUGCUUUUUGCAAUUGAGGAAACAGAAGGAUUUGGACAAGAGUAAAAUUAAAGUUUGUUUUUUAGCCAGCCGGAGCAACUGAAUUGCACAGUUAAUUGUAAAUAAGCUGUUUCUUCUGUACAGUGAUAUUUUUUUGGAACUCUUUAAAAAAGGUUCUGUUCUUCCACAGAGAUAUGCAAAACAAUUUUACUUCUCUACUUUAUUUAUUUCCCCUUCGGAGAGUGGCCAGAAUAAAAUUGAAGCAGAAAGACUUUAUUUUUUAAAAAGUGUAUAGAAAUACACAAAACCAAGCUCUAGUUUUAUAGAGCUUUAAACUUACAAAAAAAUCACAGCCAUCCAGAAGGAUCAGGAGUUUUUUUCUCAGCCUUGUUCAGAAAAUGUGCAGACUGUUCUGUAUUCUUUUCAUGUAUGAAACAUCUCCAAGGUUAUUUCUAUCGCAUGGCUGUUAUAAAAGGUGUUAAAGACUUAGGCUAAUUGCAUCCUCACUAUGUAGACAAAUGCUGCUGGCUUUUUGAGAUGAUAGAAUGUGAUAUUCUGUCAGCUUAAUUUUAAACAAUUGUAAUAGCUGAUAACCUCUUUGCUACAUCUAUGUAGCCCAGGUCAUGAGUAAAACCUAUUACUUGCACAAAAGUAAUGUACAAUUAAAUGAAUGUGAUUAAUGUGAAGACAUUGGUGCCACUGUUCUGACUUACAGUAGAAGCUGAACAGACUUACUAUAACUCAUUGAGCAGCAUUGAAAAUUGUUUACAUACUAUCUUGGGUUAUUUCCAAGAGAAGAGUAGAUAAUAUUCAAGGAAAUAAUAAAAAAAGAUUCUUAUGUUGUUUGCUGUCAAACAGGCUUUUCAAAAGAUAUUGAUGAUAUGUUUCAGUUUCAUAGGAUAAGGUAAUUUGAAAUUUAGAAGGAUAUGAAAGUCAGUGUGAAUUACUCUGCUAAUUUUAUGUUACGGAUAUAGAGAAUCCAAAUGGAAAGUUAUGUAAGCUUUGCACAACUGAAUUCAUUUUCUGUAAGUAUUCAUAUCCUCAGCCCUUACGUUCAGGAAACAAAAAAAUCAGAUGAUCUUAAAUUAAGCAUCUCUAAAUUGUUUUUAUACAGGCCAAGGCUUAUGCACAAUAUAUAUAACAUUUAAAUUGUUUUAGCAGUAAGGAUGGACACUUGUUAUACUGCAAAUAUGUAAUGAAUUCUACAACAUUGAUGUGAAUUAUUAAAUGCUACUUCUAGCAAACUGUGCUUCCUUAUUAGAGUAACAUUUUAAAUUACCAUUUGUAUCAUGCUUUCAACAUUCACUGUAAAUUCCAUUAAAUUUAACUUAUACAGUUUUGUACACACAUGAAACAGAUUUCCUAGAAUUAACUUGUCUGUAACAUAUCAAACUGCAAAAAACCCUGUAAAUGCAGUAUGACUGCUAUAUUUACUCUCAUUUCCUCAAUGUAGCAGUUAAAUUCUGCCAGAAUCUUAUUUUUCUACAUAUUGUUACACUUUAUUAUUCAUGGAUAUUAAUUUGUGAAUGCUUUGAUAAAAGCACUGAAUUGAUUAA